CUGGCCUCGUUUAGUUAGAUUACGCACUUUCCUCCCUCGAUAAGCAGCAAGAGAGAGAUAUUUUGUAAUUGAAAAAUAUAGCUAUCGAUACUGGGAGAUUGAACUCAUAAGGAAUAUAUUUUCUUGCUGAACAUCGCAUGAAGAAGAUAUUUGAUUUUUUUUUGUUUUUUUGUUUUACUACGUUGAACCGACGUAUGCAGUCCUGAUAGCCAGAGAAGAUGUUUAACAAAUCGUUUGGAACUUCUUUUGGGGGAGGAACCGGGGGAUUUGGGACUGCAUCUAAUUUUGGACAGAAUACUGGAUUUGGAGCUACUGGUGGGUUUGGAACUUCAGCAUUUGGCUCUAGCACUACUGCGGCUGGAGUCUUCGGGAAUAAACCAGUGGUGACAGCAAACCCUCAACAAAUCUACAUUUCUGCUGGUAGAGGAGGUGGUCUCUUUGGUUCAGGUACCUUCAGCCAGCCUGUAACGUCCUCCACCAGCACAGGGUUUGGAUUUGGAACUCCAGGUGGCACCACCACCAGUCUUUUUGGCAGCACCAACACAGGGGGAGGCCUCUUCUCGCAGCAGAGCAAUGCGUUCAGCCAGAGCAAGCCCACCGGUUUCGGGACAUUUGGCACCAGCACCAGCAGUGGUGGUUUGUUUGGUACAACCAGCACAAACUCAAACCCCUUCGGAGGGACUUCUACGUCUCUUUUUGGGGCCACAGGAUUUGGUGCUACACAGACAACUGGAACUACUUUAAAGUUCAAUGCACCCAGUGGAAAUGACACUAUGGUUAAGGGAGGAGUCACCACAAGCAUAAACACCAAACAUCAAUGCAUCACUGCCAUGAAGGAGUAUGAAAACAAAUCCCUGGAGGAGCUGCGUCUGGAGGAUUACCAGGCUGGAAGGAAGGGUCCUCAGAACCCGAUGGCAGGGGGAACUGGUGUGCUGUUUGGUACCCCCACAGCCACAUCAAGUGCUGCCACUGGACUAUUUGGGGCAUCUACCACCAACAAUGGCUUCUCUUUUGGCCAGAACAAAACAGGCUUUGGUGCCAGUACAGGUGGGUUUGGAACCAGCACUGGUAGCCUGUUUGGUCCGCAGCAGGCUGCACCAGGAACCAGCCUUUUCAACAAGUCCUUUAGCCAGGCUACAACCACUCCAAACACAGGAUUUUCCUUUGGCAACACCAACACCAUGGGCCAGGCCAACCCCAGCAGUAUGGGUUUGUUUGGAACCACGCCGGCCUCUCAGUCUGGAGGGCUGUUUGGGAGCUCGACCAAUACCAGCACUGCGACCGCAUUCGGGACCGGCACGGGGCUCUUUGGGCAACCCAAUGUUGGUUUUGGCAACGCUCCCUCGCAGAGCCUCUUUGGUAACAAAACGGCUGGAUUUGGCACCACUACCACCAGUGCAUCAUCUUUUGGUACAGGUACUGGACUCUUUGGGAACAAGCCAGCCCUAACUCUGGGAACCAACACCAACGCCUCCAGUUUUGGGUUUGGUGCAAAUACAGCAGGCAGCAGUCUGUUUGGGAACAAGGCUGGUACAGGUGUACUGGGUACUGGACUGGGGACUGCCUUCGGAGGAACUGUUGGUGCUGGACAUACAUCACUGUUUGGAAAUAACCAGCCAAAGUUGGGCUCCACCCUGGGGGGAGUAGGGUCCUUUGGGACUCCUGGAUUUAAUGCAGCUGCAAGUAACCUGGCCUUUGGAGCACCUCAACAACCAGUUGUGCUGACAGACCCCAAUGCCACCGCUGCACAGCAGGCUGUGUUGCAGCAGCAGAUAAAUGCUCUGGCAUACUCUCCCUUUGGAGACUCCCCUCUGUUCAGAAAUCCCAUGUCAGACCCUAAGAAGAAAGAAGAGCGCCUGAAGCCAACAAAUCCAGCUGCCCAGAAAGCCUUAACGACCCCCACACAUUACAAGCUGACACCACGACCUGCCACACGAGUCCGCCCCAAAGCCCUGACGUCCUCUGGAUCUUCCAAAUCUCAGCUGUUUGAUGGACUGGAUGAUGACGAGCCCUCUCUUGCCAGUGGCUCUUUCAUGCCCAGGAAAAGCAUCAAGAAGUUGGUGCUUAAAAACCUUAAUGGCAGCAGCCUGUAUUCUGAGAUGAGCAGGGAGGCUGAUGACCUUGCUUCUCCAUCUGAUUAUCCAGAAAAUGGCCAGAGGAGCAUUGAAGAAGACUCCCGGCACCAGGAAAAUGAGAGGGAUGAGGAAGACCCAGAGGUGACCAAGUUCUACACCAACCCCAUUGCUAAGCCCAUUCCACACACUCCAGAGGGCAAGCAGACUGUCUCCAUGCAUGAUACCAUUGCAGAGCUCAAUGUGCGCAAUGUCUUACGAAAUGGUCUGGAGGCUAGCAGUGAAGAGGUUUCCCUAGGGGAGGAUUCCCUUCAGGAGGAGAGGGAGGAAGAGCUGGACAACCAGCAGCCCCCACACCCCGCUGGGAUUGUUCUGGCUCGAGUGGGUUAUUACACCAUCCCAUCCAUGGAUGAAUUGGCCAAGAUGACAAAUGAGAAUGGAGAGUGCAUUGUGGAGAAUUUCACUAUUGGCCGGAAAGGGUAUGGGUCCAUUUACUACCCUGGAGAGGUGAACUUGACAAACCUGAACCUAGACGAGAUUGUUCACUUCCGCAGAAAGGAGGUUAUUGUUUACCCUGACGAUCAGACAAAGCCCCCUGUGGGUGAGGAGUUAAACCGACGAGCAGAGGUGACCCUGGAUGGAGUCUGGCCAAAUGAUAAGACGACAUGCACCCAGAUUAAGAGUCUGGAGCGACUGACAGAAAUGAACUACGAGGGACGACUGGAGAAUGCUUCACGCAAGCAGGGUGCUCGCUUCCUUGAGUAUAGGCCUGAAACCGGUUCUUGGGUUUUCGAGGUAGCCCAUUUCUCCAAAUAUGGACUACAGGAUUCUGAUGAGGAAGACGAGGUUCCCCCAUCCAGAACGGAUGCCAAGAAGCUCAAGACAGCCGCAGUCCUUCUCCCAGGACAGCAGCCUCCACCACCAGCCCAGCAGAUGGCGCUAAAUGGCAAACUCACCCCACUACCACCGAGCCCUGGGACGUUGGAGCAGCUGGGGAGAGUGACGGAGCUGGACAGUGACAUGGCUGAUAUCACUCAGGAGCCGCCACCUGACCGCAUGUUUGAGGACGAUGACUACGAUGAGGAAAGACAGGAUGGAGAGAGUCCCACAGAGCAAGAGCCAGUGUCUGCAUCUAGUCACAUUGCAUCCUCACUAGGCAUAAACCCACACACACUGCAGAUAAUGAAGGCUUCCCUGUUUGUGGAGGAUGACGAGUGUGACAUGUUCCAGGAUCAGAGGUUUGGAAAGUUUUCACACAGGAUGGAUGAGUCUCAGGAGAUGGGAUCACCGCGGAUUCUCCUCACUGGUUCUCAGGGAAGGCCCUCAGUGGGAGGGUUACUCCAGUCAAGAUUUAGCAGUGGUUCUUCGCUUUUUUCUAAACCCCAGGAAGCUUCCUCUGGGUUGACCCCCCAGAGACUGCACAUACCAUCAGUGCCCGAGCCAUCCCGUCUCUCCCUCUGGCCCACGCUGGCACCAUCCUUCUUUAUGCCAACACCUGCUCCCGAGGUGCCUCUCCGAACAGUGGGGACCCGUCGUCAGCCGGGCCUGGUGCCCCUGGACCGCUCUGUGACCCUUGGCAAAGGCAAGCUCCUGAUGGACAUGGCGCUCUUCAUGGGUCGCUCAUUUCGGGUUGGUUGGGGCCCCAACUGGACACUGGCUCACUGUGGGGAACAGAUUAGUCAAGCAAAGAGUUUGCCACAGGAUCAUCAAACAGAAGCUAUGGGAUAUGGCUUCCUGCCUAAACCAUCCACGUUCAAACAGAUUUCUGAAUACCCGUUUAAAGUGAACAUGGAGAAAAUAAGUGUGUCGGAAAGGGAUGUGGAGGAGGAUCUCAGUCUCUACCGCAGGCCCCUGGCAAUAGAGUUGAAACACAGCACCAUAAUCACAGAUGAACCCUGCCCCUUGAUCCAGCCGGCCCAGGGAGUAGAUGCACUUCACGACUAUGCUGAAUGGAUCAGUGAGGUGACCAAGGAGCCAGAUUCAGUUGAUGGCACGGUGAGGCAUUGGCAGCUAGUCUGGACACUCUGUGAGGCUUUGUGGGGAAGCCUGGGAGAACUGGACCCUGACUCUGAGAUGCAGAGUGAGUAUCGACAGAGGCUGCAGCGCAGGAGGGCCUUUUCUUUCUGGCUGUCUCGGAGCGCUGCCCGCAGGAUAGAGGAGGAGGUUGCACUGUCCCAACACAAGAGCCAUGUGGAGGCCAUUUUCAGUUAUCUGACUGGAAACCGCAUAAGUGAGGCCUGUAGACUGGCGCAGCAAUCGGGUGAGCACCGGCUCUCUCUGCUGCUAUCUCAGGCAUCUGGCAGCCAGCACAUCAGGGAGCUGCUCUCCAUGCAGUUGGUAGACUGGAACAGGCUGCAGACUGACUCCUUCAUCCAGGAGGAAAGGCUGCGCAUCUAUGCUCUUCUGGCUGGGAUACCAGUAUGGCAGUCUUCAGAAAGUUAUAUCAAUGUCUGCUCACAGCUGGACUGGAAGCGCUGUGUUGCCAUUCACCUCUGGUAUAUGUUGCCACCCACUGCCUCUGUUGCAGAUGCUCUGUGCAAGUAUGAAGAAGCUUUUCAGGGCUCUUCAGAGUGUCAAAAGUAUGCCUGUUCGCCACUGCCCCCUUACCUGGAUGAUUCUCAUCUUGGACUGGAGGAGUCUGAAGAGACAGAAGAAUCGAAGAGGCCGCUUUAUGAUAUCUGCUUUCACCUGCUGAAGCUGUACAGUGACAGACACUAUGAUCUCCAACAGUUGCUUGACCCCUCCACUGUGACGUUUGACAGGCUGGAUUAUAUGCUAAGCUGGCACCUGUGGAAUGUGCUGCAGGCAUUGAACUACUCACACCUGUCUGAGCAGCAACAGGGCUUGCUGCACACCAGUUAUGCUGCCCAGUUAGAGAGUACUGGGCUUUGGGAAAUGUCCAUCUUUGUACUACUACAUAUCUCUGAUGCACAGCAGCGUGAGAGAGCAGUAAGGGAGAUGCUGCGCUUGCACUGCUCCUUAGUGGAGACACGGGACUCCGCUGAAAAGGAGCGCUUCCUUACUGAAAAUCUCUGUCUACCAGUGCAGUGGAUACACGAGGCCAAGGCCACGCGUGCAUGCCAGGAGGGAGACAAACACAAAGAGGCGCUGCAUCUUUUCAAGGCUGGACAUUGGAACCAGUGCCACAAACUGGUCACCCAGUACCUUGCCUCGGAUGCUAUUAUCAAUGAGAACCAUGGCUACCUGCUGGAGUUCCUGGAGGGGCUCGCGUCUCCAGAUCGCUGCACUGUUAUCCAAGACUGGGACAUCUCUGGCAGGGUCUUUCUUGAUUACAUUCAUGUCCUUCAGACAUUGGAUGGUAUACAGAAGUUGGAGGGUCCUGGCUAUGAGUUGGAGCGACUACACACCGAGGUGACCUCUCUAUGCAGCAGGAUAGAGCUCAUUCAGUGUACAACAGCCAGGGACAGGCUCGCCCAGUCGGAGAUGGCUAAACGGUUGGCUAAUAUUCUCCGAGUGGUGCUGAGUCUUGGAUGGGAGGGUGCUCCAGACCUACAACGUGUCCCGCUCCGCCACUUGGCACCACAUAUUGGCCACUUGCCCAUGCCAGAGGACUAUGCUUUGGAGGAACUCCGUGGUCUCACUCAGGCUUAUCUUCGCGAACUUAUUGUUAGCCAAUGAGGUGCCUGCUACAAGUACAGGGAGGAUAGACUUUGGAGUGGGGAGGACAGACAGGCAGCCUGAGAAACCCCAAUCCGAGAAACUCGCCAUUCUUUUGAAGCAGAGAAAGUUGGGUGCAUUGCUUUAACUGGUUAUCCCAGUGCUUCAGAAACAGUAAUGCAUUCCUGUGUUGAAGGGUGGGGAUAAAGGGGAUAAAUUAGCUCGAAGGCUAAGUUUGUAUGUUUAAUAAUUAAACUAGUUUUUCCUGUAGCUCAUUCUUAACCAGUUUCUUGUCCUUUCUCUAUGUGCCCUGUUUUAUAGGGAAAUUCAUCAUGAGUGAGUUUUUGGCACACAAGAAAAUAUCAUAGAAGUUGCAAAUUAUUUUCACUGGAGUGAAUACAAUUUACCACAGUAUAUCUCAGCCCCUAAAUAAACCUUUAAUGGUAUAUCUAAAUUUCUAAUGUUUUAAAAAAAAAAAAAAAAAAAAAAAAAAAAAAACUGUUCUCUCCAACCCUAACAUCUGGCAGACAGCUGUUAGGUUCAUGAAAUAAUAGAUCACGACUGUGACAUUUUUGUACCUCAUUAUGCCCAAGUACCAUAUUCUAGGGUUGUUGGAGUGAUCUGUUGGUCAGUCAAAGUCUGUGGAGCAGAAUACGUGUGCCCCACAGCACUUUGGAAAGCAGGACAAGAAGUGGGGGAGAAAGGGGAUUUGGUGUAAUCUGAACAAACACACAACAUGGAUUUGAAUGGACAAUUUAUUUGUCAUUUUUGUGGGGUAACCUUUUAAUCUUUAUACUACAUAGAAUGUAUUACAUUUUUUUGUUCACAUAGGAAAAUGCUUAAAAAGUUCAAGUGUGGAUACAAUAAUCUCUGGAAUAGGUUAUUGCACUUAAUUUGAAUGCCUACAUACAUUGUUUCAUAGCCAUUGCCAUAAAUAAAUCCUGGUGAGAAAACUUGCUCCAGCUCUAAGUUUCCUUAAGUAUUGUAGACUUAAAUUGCAUGUUGACAAAACAUUUAGGUGGUUAAGGUUAAUUUUGGAUAUUUCUAAAAUUGUUUUAAAGAAUAUCAAAAUAAAGCAAAUAUUGAUAGAUUCCUGAGUACCAAAGAAAUUCAUUAUUUUAAUUGCAACAGUACCCCUGAACUGCAUACUGGAGAUAUGCACAGUAUGAGCUUCCAGCUGUAUUUUAUUUUAAUUGUAGUCUGAGGUUAAGAGAAAAACAAUUGUGCCGAAGGCUUUUGUAAUGUCCUUGCAAACUGUCUUAUACAAAUGCAUAUGUACUGUGAGCUUCUGUAACUGCUACAGGUCACAUAGUUGGCACUUAAACACAACAACUUAAAAAAAAGAAAAAAAGAAUUAAGGUCUGCAUUCUGUAAUCCAGUUAUUGUGGUAAGAUUAGAGAAAGCAUUGUAUUUAAAUUCAACAAUCCUACUUUUGUUGAAAUGUAGCUUGGAACAGAAGUAGCAGAGGCAUUUUUUUAACUUAUUGUUUUGUUAAAGGAAGGUAGUGUGUCAUGUUUUCCAGGGUGUAUGUUAAUAUUGAUGUUUUUCAAGAAGUUACUGAAUUGAUCCAGCUAGUCAAGAGGUCCAUCUUGGCUUAUCAGUAAUGGAAUACAUACCUCCUGGAUUUGCAAGGUCUUUGUCCCAUGCCAACUUAAAAAAAAAAAAAAAAAAAAAACGAAAUAAAAUUAAUAAACAAAACAUUCAGCUUUUGUAUGAGUAUUUUAAGUAGUCAGAAGAGUGAAAUCCCAGUUUAGUUUGUUUAUAUUGAAGAAGACUCUUGCAUUUAUAAACGUAUUGUUUUGAUCCCAGAUUUAAAUGUUGACUCAUUGAAAGGUAUGGCUUGGUACUUCCUAUUGUACAUAAUGUAUUUAAUGUGGACCCUUUCUGCAGCUGGAGGAAUAGCACCCUCUAGUGUCUGUGCCUUCUAGGAAGAGGAUCUGUUGCUGUCGCCCCAAGGGCUUUGGCAGCAUAUGUAUGCAUGGCUGUAUCUGUUUUUAUUUAAAGAAUGAAAUGAAUAAAUGAUGGAUUCUAUUUUGUCUUUUCAAAAA
Molecule: messenger RNA, 7738 nt
Organism: Polyodon spathula (Mississippi paddlefish)
Lineage: Eukaryota; Metazoa; Chordata; Actinopteri; Acipenseriformes; Polyodontidae
Gene: nup98
Product: nucleoporin 98 and 96 precursor
Exons: 34
Coding region: 219-5711 (1830 amino acids)
Biological process (GO): protein import into nucleus; RNA export from nucleus; post-transcriptional tethering of RNA polymerase II gene DNA at nuclear periphery
Cellular component (GO): nuclear pore; nuclear pore cytoplasmic filaments
Molecular function (GO): structural constituent of nuclear pore
Source: RefSeq, a predicted model, not a curated record